GAGAGAGAAGCUGGGAGAGCAGAGAAAAGGGGCCACCGGUCGCCCCCCCGCUUCCCCGCACGCGCUCUCCAGCCGCGGCCGCCCGCCUGCCGCGGUCACCCCGGCCUCUGCCUCUGUCCCCCAGUGAUCGGAUCAAGGCGCUGAGCGAGGCCCUGCCUGCGGGGCGGCCAUGCGGCGGUGACAGGAGCGCGACCGACACGCACGGGCCCCUCGCCCCCUCUCGCCUCCCGUCCGCUCGCCAGCUCCCCUCAGCCGAGGCUGCUCCGCGGCGGCCGCAGCCCGCGCGCGGCCCACACUCGCCUCCCCUCGGCACCCCCGGCCCCGGAGCUGCCUGGAGGCGGCCGCACUCGGGGAUCAUGGCCCAAGUUGCAAUGUCCACCCUCCCCGUUGAAGAUGAGGAGUCCUCGGAGAGCAGGAUGGUGGUGACAUUCCUCAUGUCAGCUCUCGAGUCCAUGUGUAAAGAACUGGCCAAGUCCAAAGCCGAAGUGGCCUGCAUUGCAGUGUAUGAAACAGACGUGUUUGUCGUCGGAACUGAAAGAGGACGUGCUUUUGUCAAUACCAGAAAGGAUUUUCAAAAAGAUUUUGUAAAAUAUUGUGUUGAAGAAGAAGAAAAAGCUGCAGAGAUGCAUAAAAUGAAAUCUACAACCCAGGCAAAUCGGAUGAGUGUAGAUGCUGUAGAAAUUGAAACACUCAGAAAAACAGUUGAGGACUAUUUCUGCUUUUGCUAUGGGAAAGCUUUAGGCAAAUCCACAGUGGUACCUGUACCAUAUGAGAAGAUGCUGCGAGACCAGUCGGCUGUGGUAGUGCAGGGGCUUCCGGAAGGUGUUGCCUUUAAACACCCCGAGAACUAUGAUCUUGCAACCCUGAAAUGGAUUUUGGAGAACAAAGCAGGGAUUUCAUUCAUCAUUAAGAGACCUUUUUUAGAGCCAAAGAAGCAUGUAGGUGGUCGUGUGAUGGUAACAGAUGCUGACAGGUCAAUACUAUCUCCAGGUGGAAGUUGUGGCCCCAUCAAAGUGAAAACUGAACCCACAGAAGAUUCUGGCAUUUCCCUGGAAAUGGCAGCUGUGACAGUAAAGGAAGAAUCAGAAGAUCCUGAUUAUUAUCAAUAUAACAUUCAAGCAGGCCCUUCUGAAACUGAUGAUGUUGAUGAAAAACAGCCCCUAUCGAAGCCUUUGCAAGGAAGCCACCAUUCUUCAGAGGGCAAUGAAGGCACAGAAAUGGAAGUACCAGCAGAAGAUUCUACUCAACAUGUCCCUUCAGAAACAAGUGAGGACCCUGAAGUUGAGGUGACUAUUGAAGAUGAUGAUUAUUCUCCACCGUCUAAGAGACCAAAGGCCAAUGAGCUACCGCAGCCACCAGUCCCGGAACCCGCCAAUGCUGGGAAGCGGAAAGUGAGGGAGUUCAACUUCGAGAAAUGGAAUGCUCGCAUCACUGAUCUACGUAAACAAGUUGAAGAAUUGUUUGAAAGGAAAUAUGCUCAAGCCAUAAAAGCCAAAGGUCCGGUGACGAUCCCGUACCCUCUUUUCCAGUCUCAUGUUGAAGAUCUUUAUGUAGAAGGACUUCCUGAAGGAAUUCCUUUUAGAAGGCCAUCUACUUACGGAAUUCCUCGCCUGGAGAGGAUAUUACUUGCAAAGGAAAGGAUUCGUUUUGUGAUUAAGAAACAUGAGCUUCUGAAUUCAACACGUGAAGAUUUACAGCUUGAUAAGCCAGCUUCAGGAGUAAAGGAAGAAUGGUAUGCCAGAAUCACUAAAUUAAGAAAGAUGGUGGAUCAGCUUUUCUGCAAAAAAUUUGCGGAAGCCUUGGGGAGCACUGAAGCCAAGGCUGUACCGUACCAAAAAUUUGAGGCACACCCGAAUGAUCUGUACGUGGAAGGACUGCCAGAAAACAUUCCUUUCCGAAGUCCCUCAUGGUAUGGAAUCCCAAGGCUGGAAAAAAUCAUUCAAGUGGGCAAUCGAAUUAAAUUUGUUAUUAAAAGACCAGAACUUCUGACUCACAGUACCACUGAAGUUACUCAGCCAAGAACGAAUACACCAGUCAAAGAAGAUUGGAAUGUCAGAAUUACCAAGCUACGGAAGCAAGUGGAAGAGAUUUUUAAUUUGAAAUUUGCUCAAGCUCUUGGACUCACCGAGGCAGUAAAAGUACCAUAUCCUGUGUUUGAAUCAAACCCGGAGUUCUUGUAUGUGGAAGGCUUGCCAGAGGGGAUUCCCUUCCGAAGCCCUACCUGGUUUGGAAUUCCACGACUUGAAAGGAUCGUCCGCGGGAGUAAUAAAAUCAAGUUCGUUGUUAAAAAACCUGAACUAGUUAUUUCCUACUUGCCUCCUGGGAUGGCUAGUAAAAUAAACACUAAAGCUUUGCAGUCCCCCAAAAGACCACGAAGUCCUGGGAGUAAUUCAAAGGUUCCUGAAAUUGAGGUCACCGUGGAAGGCCCUAAUAACAACAAUCCUCAAACCUCAGCUGUUCGAACCCCGACCCAGACUAACGGUUCUAACGUUCCCUUCAAGCCACGAGGGAGAGAGUUUUCCUUUGAGGCCUGGAAUGCCAAAAUCACGGACCUAAAACAGAAAGUUGAAAAUCUCUUCAAUGAGAAAUGUGGGGAAGCUCUUGGCCUUAAACAAGCUGUGAAGGUGCCGUUCGCGUUAUUUGAGUCUUUCCCGGAAGACUUUUAUGUGGAAGGCUUACCUGAGGGUGUGCCAUUCCGAAGACCAUCGACUUUUGGCAUUCCGAGGCUGGAGAAGAUACUCAGAAACAAAGCCAAAAUUAAGUUCAUCAUUAAAAAGCCCGAAAUGUUUGAGACGGCGAUUAAGGAGAGCACCUCCUCUAAGAGCCCUCCCAGAAAAAUAAAUUCAUCACCCAAUGUUAAUACUACUGCAUCAGGUGUUGAAGACCUUAACAUCAUUCAGGUGACAAUUCCAGAUGAUGAUAAUGAAAGACUCUCGAAAGUUGAAAAAGCUAGACAGCUAAGAGAACAAGUGAAUGACCUCUUUAGUCGGAAAUUUGGUGAAGCUAUUGGUAUGGGUUUUCCUGUGAAAGUUCCCUACAGGAAAAUCACAAUUAACCCUGGCUGUGUGGUAGUUGAUGGCAUGCCCCCGGGGGUGUCCUUCAAAGCCCCCAGCUACCUGGAAAUCAGCUCCAUGAGAAGGAUCUUAGACUCUGCCGAGUUUAUCAAAUUCACGGUCAUUAGACCAUUUCCAGGACUUGUGAUUAAUAACCAGCUGGUUGAUCAGAGUGAGUCAGAAGGCCCCGUGAUACAAGAAUCAGCUGAACCAAGCCAGUUGGAAGUUCCAGCCACAGAAGAAAUAAAAGAGACUGAUGGAAGCUCUCAGAUCAAGCAAGAACCAGACCCCACGUGGUAGACCUCUUCCCUCCUAGGCUUAAAGUAUCAGUGGUUGAGAAGAGCUUUUCGGACCUGUUACUACCCCAAGCUGUGUAAUAUACUUGUAUAACAGAAAUACCUUCUAUACAAACCUUUUUUUCUACUUUUAGAUAGAAAUGUCUACUUUUUCAGCAGUUCUGUGAAUUAAAGAGCAGAGUGACUGUGGGUCUGGAAUGGCUGGUGUACUUGGGAAUGUACUAUCAGGAUUUUACAGCAAUGCUGGGAAAUGACAGGGAAAAUGACAGGAAUGAAUCUCACCAGAUUUUUUAUGUACUCAGCAGAGCCUUGAGUUACGGUGUUUAUUUUCCAAUCAAGUGAAGAUAUCUCCUACUUCUCCUACUGGAACAUCUCAGCUUCUGCAGUGAAGAAAAAUUCCUGUGAUAGUUCAGUUCUUUAGUUUUUCUAUUUGAAAAAAAAAAAUCAUUUAAAUGAUCCUUUGUUCACGGCUCUCCUUAAUGACUGAGUGAACAGUUCCUAUCUGUAUAUUUGACUAAACCUUUUCCUAAGCUAUCUCUCAUGGUUCCUAUGUUUUUUUAUCAUAAUUAAAAGCAAAACCAUCUGGAUCACCUAACAGUCAGAGGUCAGUAUCUCAGCGUGUGAAUUAUAGAGGAAAUACAGAGAGAACCUCUUCCACUUUUACUUUUCGUCCAAAUAAAAUGCAUGGUGUACCAGAAGUUGAAGAUCGGGUUGAGGAUUGGGGCUAGCUCGAUGACACUAAGGCCCCAACAUCGCGGGACCUGCUGUGGCGCGGAUUCUUAGGAACGCUGUUCUAGCCGGCCCCCUCUCCAGGGGUCGCCGUGGCCGGCAUUAUUUCCUAGUUCUUCUUGUAACCCUGAGGUGCCAGCGCGGGGAGUGAGGAGGGGUCAGGGGGCUAAGGAUGCAACCUCUGACGUUCUGCGCCUUCCUAGGAGAGUCUUACAUGUGUUGAGAUUUCACAAGCAAUGCGAGUUGUAAAAUACCAGCUCUACAAGAAGCUAGGCUCUGUGACGGCAUAGUUUUCAGUAGCUUUAUCACAAUAUUCACAAUGGAGAAUUAUAUGACAUGGUAGCAGAAAUAGGCCCUUUUAUGUGUUGCUUCUAUUUUACCUCAAAUUGUAGAUAUAGGGUAAUCAAUAAAAUCCAUCCAUGCCUUUCACACACUAA
Homo sapiens (human) is the source of this 4515-nucleotide messenger RNA. RefSeq names its product general transcription factor IIi (gene GTF2I). Gene Ontology annotation, cellular component: nucleus; cytoplasm. Gene Ontology annotation, biological process: transcription by RNA polymerase II. The coding region runs from base 357 to 3353 and encodes 998 amino acids. The record is from RefSeq and is marked reviewed. Lineage: Eukaryota; Metazoa; Chordata; Mammalia; Primates; Hominidae. The transcript is spliced from 35 exons.